Messenger RNA from Hypoxylon fragiforme, 2138 nucleotides. RefSeq names its product DnaJ domain-containing protein. The record is from RefSeq and is a predicted model, not a curated record. Gene Ontology annotation, biological process: protein folding in endoplasmic reticulum. Gene Ontology annotation, molecular function: misfolded protein binding; protein-folding chaperone binding. Gene Ontology annotation, cellular component: endoplasmic reticulum. NCBI's taxonomy places the organism in Eukaryota, Fungi, Ascomycota, Sordariomycetes, Xylariales, Hypoxylaceae. The coding region runs from base 151 to 1731 and encodes 526 amino acids. The transcript is spliced from 2 exons.
AAUUAUAUUCUUGAUCUUACAUAGUAAAUACCUAACUUCUAAGUUAUAACUCUUCGCCUUACUGUUACUUACUUUUUAUUAUCCUACUCUUACUCAUCAAACCCUGAAGGCGUACGCGCCAACAGGCAUAUCCAGUAUCGCCUUGAAACCAUGAUUGUUCCUCUGUCGGCGCUGGCUAUUGCUGCCACUGCCCUCUCUGCUAGUUCCGUUCAAGCCCUCUCCGCUUCAGAUAUACCCUCCGAUACUCCCAUCUCGGCCCUGCUCUCCUCGGCGCAAUCACACUUAGCCAAAGGCGAGACAAACGAGGCCUUGACGUAUUACGAUGCCGCUAUCGCCCGUGACCCCCGCGACUACCUAACUCAUUUCAAACGCGCUACCACUUACCUGUCCCUCGGCCGCACGUCGCAAGCUACCUCCGACUUUAACACCGUCCUAAACCUGAGACCGGACUUCGAGGGCGCACAUCUCCAACUCGGCAAGAUUAAAGCCAAAAGUGCCGACUGGGAUGGCGCCAAAGCACAUUAUAUCUCGGCCAAGCACAAGCCGGGCUCUUCUGAAUUCGACAGACUCACAGAAGCCCAGGGUGCUGCCAAAUUAGCAGAAGUCGCUGCACAGAGCGGAAAUUGGGACGAAUGUAUCACUCAAGCUGGCGAGGCCAUCUAUGUCGCAAACCGAGCGCCUAACCUUCGAGAACUGCGCGUCAAGUGUCGUUUUGAGAAAGGAGAAGUCGAAGAAGGAAUGGGCGACUUACAUCACAUUCUACAGAUGAAGGCAGGCGAUACUACGCCGUAUCUACAGAUCUCUGCCACCACCUUCUAUGGUUUAGGAGACUUGGAACAGGGUAUGACACAGAUCAAGAAAUGUUUGCACUCAGAUCCCGAAUCCAAGUCUUGCAAGAAACUGCUGAAGCAAGAGAAGAAUGUGGACAAGACGUUAACCAAGGUCAACAAGGCUCUUGAGAGAAACCAGCCCAUGACUGGAGUCAAGUUGUUAGUGCCAUCUGGUGAAGACCAAGGCCUGAUCCACGAGGUGGAAGAGCAAGUCAAGGAGUUGAAGAAGGAUGGCAUCAUUCCAGAACGCGCACCGAAUGUGUUAUUGGCCAGGCUGGUUGAAACAGCCUGCCAAGCUUACUACGAGGCGAAUGCGAAGAAGGCAAGCACGUAUUGCGCGAAGUCUUUGGAGUUGAAUCAGGAUUCGUUCUAUGGUCUCUUGUACAAGGCCAAGUCACAAUUAGAAGCAGAAGACUUUGAGCCUUGUAUCGCAACGCUCAAGAAAGCCGCGGAGGUUAGACCUGACAAGAACGACGUGGUCAACCCCUUGAUGCAGAAAGCCGAGGUAGCCCUCAAGCGUAGCAAGACCAAGGAUUACUACAAGGUUCUCGGUGUUGCCCACGACGCAGAUGAGCGACAAGUCAAGUCAGCCUACCGAAAACUAACCAAGAUACAUCAUCCGGACAAGGCGAUCCAGCAAGGCUUGACCAAGGAGGAGGCGGAGAAGAAGAUGGCGAGCAUCAACGAAGCAUACGAGGUCCUGAGCAACCCGGAGCUGCGCGCGCGCUUCGAUAGGGGUGACGACCCCAACUCUCACGAACAGCAGAACCCCUUCCAACAAGGCAACCCGUUCGGCGGCGGCGGCAGUCCAUUUAUGUUCCAGCAAGGCGGACGUCAGCAGUUCCAGUUCAAAUUCGGAUCCGGAGGCGGUGGAUUCCCGGGUGGGUUCCCAUUCGGCUAAGACAUGCAUUUCAAGACAAAAGACAAGGGAGAGGUCUCGCAUGGCAAUGGAUCAUUGGAGUUUUGUGGAGUUUUUUUUUUUUUUUUUUUUCGUCUGCCUCUUUUUGAUGGCACAUCAUGGUGCAUACCUAGGUAUGUAUGCAUGCAUGGUAGUAAAUACAGAUAUCUAUUUAGCCAGCCAAGCCAGUUUUUGAAGAUUUUAUUCCCGGUCUUGUCAGAUGUGCUGGUCUGUUGGGAUUAGGUACAUACAUACUGGUAAUGUCCUGCUUGGGGAUUAUAGUCGUGGCGUCCUUGACCCCCCCUUUUCCAUCCUCGUCUCGGGGACGAUGUAGAUAGGUAAGUUUGUCUAGUGUACUGUAGGACUACGAUUUCGAGUUGUCACUUUUAAUCAAACUUCGUGUGGUGAUA